UCUGACGUGUCGCGCAUGCGUGUCAACGCACUUGUCAUUUAGGGGCGUUCGUUCAACAACAAUAAAAUAAGUCGCCAUUUUGUUGCUUUAAAAUAAAAAUAAUCCCAAUUUAUACAAAGCAUCGCCGCAUUUAUUCAAAAAUCUGCGAAAGAAAUGUGUCUGUGAUAUAAACAGUUGAGUGUCAGAAACGGUAUUUUAUUGUGAUAUGCACUAAAAGUUUUUCUUUGUGUUGGUUUAAUAUUUUGGAAGGGUCCGAUCAGCUGAAAGAUAAAAAGAUGGGUACAAAAGAUGAUGAAUACGACUAUUUAUUUAAAGUUGUUCUUAUUGGAGAUUCUGGAGUAGGAAAAAGUAACUUGUUAUCGAGAUUUACUAGGAACGAAUUUAAUUUGGAAUCUAAAUCUACUAUAGGAGUUGAAUUUGCUACACGUAGUAUACAGGUCGAUGGCAAAACGAUAAAGGCGCAGAUAUGGGACACGGCGGGGCAGGAGCGGUACCGCGCCAUCACGGCCGCCUACUACCGCGGCGCGGUCGGCGCCCUGCUCGUCUACGACAUCGCCAAGCACCUCACCUACGAGAACGUGGAGCGCUGGCUGCGGGAGCUGCGCGACCACGCCGACCAGAACAUCGUCAUCAUGCUGGUGGGCAACAAGUCUGACCUGCGGCACCUGCGCGCCGUCCUCACCGAGGAGGCGAAGGCGUUCGCCGAGCGCAACGGCCUCUCGUUCAUCGAGACCUCGGCGCUGGACUCUACGAACGUCGACACCGCCUUCCAGAACAUCCUCACCGAGAUCUACAGGAUCGUGUCGCAGAAGCAGAUCAGGGAUCCGCCCGAAGGCGACGUGAUCAGGCCGCAGAACGUCGAGCCGAUCGACGUCAAGCCGACCGUCAAUUCGGACGGGGUGCGCAAGCAGUGCUGCCAGUAGUUGCGAUCGCGCCUACACAGAUAUAUAGCAAUAUAUAUUAUUUAAUAUUUUACAGGAUGAAACAUCAAGUAGAUACAACUAUUAAAAUCACUGGCUACUUGUGUUGUGCUGUUUUUAUUUAUACAUAGGUAUAUUUACUCAUGCGUAUCUAUUUUAUGAGUUAAAAAUCUUUAAAAGUGCUUUAUCAUUAAAAAUUUGAGGUGCUCUAUAUUGCAAUGCCUUACGCCAUCAUCCAAGAACGUUUUUUCCUCAUGGAAUAGACUAUACAUAGUAAAUAUGGAAUCUAAAUGUUUUCGUCGCGCAUUUAGAAAAAAAACGUCGCUAUUCGAUUCCUUUUUUAAUUCCUGUAUAAAACAUCUCAUAUUUUCUCUGUUGCAGUUUUCUAUAUAUAUUAGGUAUAAUAUAAUUAAUAAAGUGUAUUUAUAAAAAUAACUAUAUUCCUUUAUAGCAUGUGAUGUCAUGAGAGUAAUAAGAUAUCAGGGUUUUUCGAUUUGAAAAGGGUAAGCAAUAAAUUUAUAUGCCGACGCGGAUAUAAAUUUAAUGUGUAGUUGUUGUAAAUAAUACAAAUCAAAAUCAAAAAACCCCCAAUUCUAUUAACCACUAUUAAAAUUCCUUUCAGAUUGUUUAACGUUUUGUUAUGUUAAUGUUUGUCAAAAUUAACGAUACAGAAAUUAAGACAGAGUAAGUACUCAACACUGGUUGAGGAGCGAUCAACAAACACAAUAAAUCCACUCAAAACAAUAAAAAAAUGUUAAAAAUGGAUUUAUCGCGUUUUGUUUGAUCACUCCUCAAUUGACAAAACAUACGACAGGGGGCGGUGACGUCAAGUAGCCAACUUCACUAUUUGAUUGGGUGAAGUUAGCUACUUGACGUCACAGCAAACUAGACAUGUAAAAAAAUUAUAAAAACAAAAAAAUUUAACACACCAAAAGACACCAGCCACCAGCACUUUAUGCUAUUUCGCUAUUAUUUAUGACGGUGUGUAAAUUUUGUAUUUGUGAUUUGGUAGUUAAAUUAUUUUAAAUUGUAGUUAGUCAGGUUAUGUAGAUAAUUCUUUUUUCUGUUAUUGUCCAUUUACCUAAUAAACAUUUACCUUACUUGACAGAGUUCAAACAAACAAGUAAGGCAACUGGGCCCAGUGUAAAUUAUAAGCUUAUCAGAUUUAUUAUACGUUUAAUUUUUAAAUAAAAUUAUUGUAACUCAAU
Messenger RNA from Brassicogethes aeneus, 2128 nucleotides. Lineage: Eukaryota; Metazoa; Arthropoda; Insecta; Coleoptera; Nitidulidae. The record is from the annotation of a GenBank genome assembly.